Macrosiphum euphorbiae (potato aphid) is the source of this 2256-nucleotide messenger RNA. The record is from the annotation of a GenBank genome assembly. NCBI's taxonomy places the organism in Eukaryota, Metazoa, Arthropoda, Insecta, Hemiptera, Aphididae.
AUGACAAAAACCUAUAAUGAUAUCGAAGCAGUAACCCAACUAUUAGCCGAAAAAGAAAAAGAUUUGGAGCUAACAGCGCGCAUUGGCAAAGAACUUUUGACUGGCAACCAGACGCUUGAAGCUAGGGUGGGAUUGCUUGAGACAGAGUUGAAGACUGUCAAUGAGCGUUACACACAGGCUUCGUACGAAUUACAGAAAAAAAACGACCUCAUCAAAAUACUCAGUAACGAUGCUGAUGAAACUGGCUAUGAAGCGAAUGAUGAUGCAGUUGAAAACGAAAAGUAUUACGGCGUCAGUGUCGGUUAUUUGCAAUCACGACUCAAAAAUCUGGAAGACGAGAACCGUAGCUUGCGUGGUGAGGCAAACAGACUUGCAAUGGAAACCGACGAGGUAGAAGCUAAGGAAGCACAACUAAUGUCUGACUUUGCAUCUCAACUCAGUGUCACAAGGUCUGACCUGUCCGUCAUCAUGGAACAAGCAGACAAGCAUAGGGACGAGAAUGUAACGCUGCACAACAACUGCGAGUUCUUACGCUCAAAGUUGUCCAGCAUUGAGACUUCGUUAAAAAUUAAAAAUGAUGAGAAUGAAGAACUUAUGGCCAUGUUGAUGUUGGCAAGGGACACGCAAAAUGAGUUAGCAUCUGAAAUUGUCGAAGUGAAAAAACAAUACGAAGAAGUACUUACCAUGCUUCAUGAAUGUCAAACCGAACUCAAAGGAUAUAGGGACAAACACAUACCACUAGCUCGAGCUGGCCCUCUAUUCACGUCUCUUCCGCCAUACUUGAACUCGAAUGGGUUGCACAGCCAUGGCCAUAGCUCGUUGGAGAGUUCAUUGUUUUCUGAACUCAGUCUGGAUUCAGGAAUAUGUACAGGACGAAUGUCUGGGGCGAGUAGUUAUAAGAAGUCUAUAGGAAUGAUGAAGUUAACGUCAGCUAUGGAAACAAGCACAAGAAACUUGUCCAGGCAAACAGCAUACAACGAUCUUACUGAGGAAUCUCCUACUCAUAGUGAUUGCGAUGAUUUCUCUGACACCGAUUCAUUUAUUAUUGAACAACCUGGUAUACCUGGUGCUCCUGGAUCUGAAGAUUUAGCCAAUGCCUUGAAACGUCUAACCCCAGCAUCGAUAAAAGCUCGACGCGCAGCAUUGGGAUCUGGUUUCAUGUUUGCUGAUCCUUAUGAUUCAGCCGAUACAAGAACCCCCGACUCAAUUAUGUCUACUGGUAGCAUAAGUUUGACAACUUGGAAAACACCAAAUAAACUACAGUUGGUUAAACCCAUGCAAGGUUCAUUUACGCUACAACAGUGGAAUGCUCAAUCGGUUCCAUCUCUCAGCUCUAUUCUGGAAGAACAACCUCAAGGUGUGAUCAAAAAGAGUGAUUCAACUGCUCCUAUAGCAGGGCUCCCUCAAACUUUUAGACUCGAUGAAAUUGAAGAAGAUGAACCUAGAACACACCCUGGAAAAAUGUUUCAAAUGUCCACCCACAUCACUACUAUUACCAACUCCAGGGUCAUGCAUCCAGAUGAUGGUACAAGUGUUACAACCAGUGUUCGAGCUAGUGCCAUGUCAACUGCAGUAAAUAGCUGCGCCAAUAGUCGAGUGCCCACCAGAGAGACUACACCCAUGUUAUCUAGGAGAAAUUCAACUACAACAUUUUCUACUAACUGUGGAUUGGCAGCUAUGUUAAAUGAAAGGGGUAUUAGAGCAAUCACACCUUCUGCCCUAGCAACACCUAUGUUUUCUACAACAGCCACACCUUGUAACAGUCCUUAUGGAUCGCCUGGUGGGUCCCCCGAUCGUUCUCGUUCACCUUCACCAUCAGAUUCUCCUUACUCACAUCCAUUUGGAUUACCUGGAUAUUUGAUGCACAGUGGUGCCAAAUUGUUAAGAAAGACUCUAACAGGCACUGAAAGAGGAACUGAACACCACAAGUCUCGCAAAUCAAAAUCACUUAUAAGGCCAGACAAAAAGACGUUGGCUGGUAUACGACUUGUAGAGACAAUGAAACACUAUAUACCAACUGUUCCACCAGAUAUGUCUGGUCAUCCUGUAUUCGACAUAGGAGACUGUGUUCCCCCUAAACCUGAAAAUGGUGCAUUGCAACGACGACUAAAACAAUUGGAUAGUGGCAAUGAUAGUGGCGGCCCCAGACUUCGUAUGGACUUGGGUACAGUAGGUUCAUCUGCAAAUGAUCCUCAGCCUUCGCGAGGGACACUCAUCAGUUCCAUGUUUUUUGCUCGUAAAGGAGGGUUACUAUAA